Messenger RNA from Medioppia subpectinata, 1881 nucleotides. Lineage: Eukaryota; Metazoa; Arthropoda; Arachnida; Sarcoptiformes; Oppiidae. The record is from the annotation of a GenBank genome assembly.
AUGAAAUGCGACAAAAACAUCAUUAAUGAGGUGAAACUAUUUCACGUGUUUGACGACAUACUCGGGUAUAACGUGUUGUUCGCAACCAAUUAUGACUUUGUGUACGGCUUGGGUGCCAACCACUGGGGGUCACUCGGGUUGGGUCACAACCAGCCUUUUGACACACCCGUAAUAAUACCGGAAUUGUGUCACAAAAACAUUCAACAAUUUUUCAUCGGCGGUGACUUCGCUCUGGCCAUCACUGAACACCAGGGCGUGUAUGGCUGGGGCUGUAAUAAUGGCGGACAAGUGGCCAACAGUAAACACAUGGAGGGCUAUCUAAAGCCUCGAUCCAUACCUGAGUUAAACGGAUUGAAUAUAACACAAAUCAGUUGCGGUUCGUAUCACUCGCUGGCGCUCACCGGCGAGGGCUGUGUCUACGGCUGGGGUUAUGACCGAUACGGACAGGUCGGGUGCGGCGGCGGUAAAUCCAGUUCUCGGUCGCCCCACUCGGCGGUACCGGUGCCUAAGAAAUUGCAUUUCAAACACAAUAAUAAUGAAUAUAAAAUUAAAUCCGUUUACUGUUUGAGUUACUCGUCGUUUGCCAUCGCAUACACCGGCCAUGUGUUCAGUUGGGGUCGCAAUUAUUUCUACAAUUUGGGACAUCCGGUGGCGGGAAAUGUUGGGAAACCCCUAAUGAUUGCCAGUCUGUCGGGUGUGGAGACCGUGUGCUCCACAGGACUCGUGACAUACUUUCUAUCAAAUGAGGGUUUAGUGUAUUUUUGCGGCCAAUAUAUGGCCCAAAACGGGGAAUAUUUCCUCCGAAAGUUCCCGACAAAAAUCCAUUCAAAUAGGAGGUGCCAGGAGUUGCAGCAAAUCAACUCUCAACGCGAACGAUCAUCGUUGAUUAUGGCCGUUAUUACCGACAGCAUUUAUUUCCUGAAUGAUAAAAAUGAUUUACUUCUCACAGAUUAUCGCAGUUUGUUUGACUGCAGCGACAAUACGUUGAAAACAAUUAAUUUGUUUAAUUAUGAAACGGCCAGAAAAUUAAAAAGGAGCCUGAGCGAAUAUAGUAGACUAUACGAUGAGCUAUGUAAGAUUGGGUCAGGCUCAUUUGGCACAGUAUAUAAAAUGAGGCGAAAAUUGGAUGGCCAUAAAUAUGCCGUCAAAACAUUUGACCUACAAGCUCGGGCUGAUUUCUGUGACCAAUCACAACUAUUCAAGGAGCUAAACAACCUUAUUAAAAUACGCUCUGACUAUGUCGUACACUAUUUAAACUCGUGGUUUGAAAGCGACAAAUACUACCUACAGAUGGAGUUAUGCGCCGAUAAUCUGCGCAAUAUAUUGGCGCUCAAACGGCGGGCGUUUGGCCGCCAAACGGCCGCUCAGGCCAUGAAUUCUGUCGAGUUUUUCAUUUCGUGCCAAUUAUUCAAAGAACUCGUGGAAUGCGUACAGUAUUUGCAUUCAUCGAAACCGGCGGUCAUUCACCGCAAUCUCAAACCCGAUAACGUGUUGAUCGCCCGAACCGUUCGCAACGGCCGGUACUUAAAGCUCAGCGACUUUGGGUUGGCUUCGCUGCUCGACACCAGUAUAGCGGCCGUCAAUCGGGACGUCCUGUAUAUCGCGCCCGAAGUGAUUGAGGGCCAGAAGUAUGACCACAAGUCCGAUCUGUACAGUGUGUCCAAAAUUGGCGAACAAAUAUUUGAUUUUGAUCUAGAUGAGUGUUUGUAUCAGUCAAAUAAUAGGGCGAUUAACACAUGUGUAACAAAACUACAAGAAAUACUGUUGAGGUUGGGAUCGGAUGACCCGCUCGACCGGCCCGACUGCGGCCGAGUGCUGGACAGACAGUGCGAGUGGUCUAUAGACGAGUAUUAUGUGGCAAAUGAUGCCAAUUGUCGGCAC